Messenger RNA from Nerophis lumbriciformis (worm pipefish), 1188 nucleotides. The record is from RefSeq and is a predicted model, not a curated record. NCBI's taxonomy places the organism in Eukaryota, Metazoa, Chordata, Actinopteri, Syngnathiformes, Syngnathidae.
AUGGAGCACACGGGCAUCGAGGAGGUGAACCAAACUCACCAGCAGCAGCAGCAGGCGCCGCCGCCGCACGAGCCUAUCAGUUUCGGCAUCGACCAGAUCCUCAACAGCUCGGACAUGUUGCCCAACCGGACCGGAGAGCCGGAGUACGCCGCGCUGGCCGCCGCCUCCAACGCCGUCUACGGCAACGGGUACGGCGGAGUCUACAACCCGGCCUGCUCCAUGGGCCUGGGGGGUUCCUACAACGUUAACAUGAACAUGAAUGUCAGCAUGAACAUGAACGUCAACGUCAACUCGGCGGCGGCGGGAGGGGGAGCGCCCGCGGGGGCCGGUGGGGUGAUCCGGGUCCCCGCGCACAGGCCCAUGCCGCCGCCUCCACCGCCGCCGCCCAACUCGGCGGCGGGCGGUGCUCAUCAGCCGCCGCCCGGUCUUGGCCCGGUGCCGGGCAUGGGGCAUGUGGGCAAUGGCAACUUUACCUUCCCUUGGAUGGAGAGCAGCAGGAGGUUUGCCAAGGACAGACUGACAGGGGAGCAGGCAGAGGAGAGCCGAACACGAGAGGCCGCAGGGGCCCCGGGGGCCGGGCCCCUCUGCGCUCUCCCCAAGGGGGACAUCGGAAGGGUCCCCGUCUGGAGCACGGUGGAGACCUUAGCUAAAUGCUAUUACCCCGAGCUCGCACACCUGCGAGACGGUAAUGGCCUCCUCGCAGACUAUUCCUUCCCAAAGGGGGCUUGCCCAGCCGCCCUGUCGCCUUUCUCCGUGACCCGCCGCAUCGGGCACCCGUACCAGAACCGAACGCCACCCAAGAGGAAAAAGCCCCGCACGUCUUUCAGUCGGGUGCAGAUCUGCGAGCUGGAAAAGCGCUUCCACCGGCAAAAGUACUUGGCGUCGGCCGAGCGGGCCACCCUGGCCAAGGCCCUCAAGAUGACGGACGCCCAAGUCAAGACGUGGUUUCAGAACAGGAGGACAAAAUGGCGGAGACAAACAGCAGAGGAGCGAGAAGCCGAGAGGCAGCAGGCCAAUCGUCUCAUGCUUCAGCUACAGCAGGAAGCCUUCCAGAAGACCUUGAGCCAACCCCUGCAGCCCGACCCACUCUGCCUGCACAACUCCUCUUUGUACGCCCUGCAGAACCUCCAGCCCUGGGCGGAUGACAAUAAGGUGACGUCCGUCACCUCCGUGGCAUCUGUCGUGUGA